Pungitius pungitius (ninespine stickleback) is the source of this 7057-nucleotide messenger RNA. RefSeq names its product low density lipoprotein receptor-related protein 6 (gene lrp6). The transcript is spliced from 22 exons. The record is from RefSeq and is a predicted model, not a curated record. Gene Ontology annotation, biological process: canonical Wnt signaling pathway; receptor-mediated endocytosis involved in cholesterol transport; Wnt signaling pathway involved in somitogenesis. Gene Ontology annotation, molecular function: Wnt receptor activity; Wnt-protein binding. The coding region runs from base 332 to 5185 and encodes 1617 amino acids. NCBI's taxonomy places the organism in Eukaryota, Metazoa, Chordata, Actinopteri, Perciformes, Gasterosteidae.
UGGUGUAAAUGGUGUACUUGGUGUAGCAUCAGCUUGGCUGCAGAGCAUGACAUCAGAACAACAAUAGAAGCUGCUGGAGGAGAAGAGGGGGGGCAGCAGCUUCCUCACAGCGGAAGGAGACGACGGAUCUCCUGCAGGACAAUGUGAGACACCGAGAGCUGAUCGGACGCAUUCAGGGAGCAGCCGCAAUGGACGCGGGGACGUUUUAACGCGCUUUGUGGGUCCGAUAACCCGAUUAUUCUGCGGAAGUCCGUGUGUUUGGAUCCCGCGGCAGCGAUGGGAGCGACCCGCUGAAGGGGACGCGGCGGCUGGGCCCAGAACCGGGAGAAAGAUGGGUGUCGCGCUGCGGAGUUUGUUGUUGUGUAGUUUUUGUUUCCUCAUACGAGGCGUGCCGCUGCUGCUCUAUGCAAACCGACGGGACCUUCGGCUCGUGGACGCGGCACACGAGAAGGCCAACGCCACGGUGGUGGUGGGGGGGCUGGAGGACGCCGCUGCCGUGGACUACGUCUACUCCCAGGGCCUCAUCUACUGGAGCGACGUCAGCGAAGAGGCCAUCAAACGCACCGUCUUUAACCAGUCGGGCGCCAGCGCCGCCCAGACCGUGGUCGCCGGUCUGGCCUCCCCAGACGGACUGGCUUGCGAUUGGUUGGGGAGUAAGCUCUACUGGACGGACUCGGAGACCAAUCGGAUUGAGGUGGCUGAGCUGGACGGGUCCUCAAGGAAGGUUUUGUUCUGGCAGGAGCUAGACCAGCCGAGGGCCAUUGCUCUGGAUCCAGAACGAGGGUACAUGUACUGGACGGACUGGGGCGAGGUGCCUAAGAUCGAGCGGGCGGGGAUGGACGGGACCAACCGCUCGGUGAUCGUGGACCAGGAGAUCUACUGGCCCAACGGCCUGACGCUGGACUACGGGCCGGGGAAGCUCUACUGGGCCGACGCCAAGCACAACUUCAUCCACCGGGCCGACCUGGACGGCUCCUCCAGGGAGUCCGUGGUCAAGGGGGAGCUGCCACACCCCUUCGCCCUCACCCUCUACGAGGACACCCUGUUCUGGACCGACUGGAGCACCCACUCCAUCCACUCCUGCAGGAAGCAGACCGGGGACCAGCAGCGCGUGGUCCACUCGCACAUCCUGUCCCCCAUGGACAUCCACGUCUUCAGCGCCAACAGACAGGCCACCGCGGCGAGCACUCACUGCUCCGUCAACAAUGGCGGAUGUUCCCACCUGUGUCUCCUGUCCCCCAUGAAGCCCUUCUAUCAGUGUGCUUGUCCCACCGGAGUCCAGCUGCUCGAGGACGGGAAGACCUGCAGAGACGGUGCGACCCGGAUGCUGCUGCUGGCCCGGAGGACCGACCUGCGGCACAUCUCUCUGGACACGCCGGACUUCACCGCCGUGGUCCUGCAGGUGGAGGACAUCCGUCACGCCAUCGCGGUGGACUACGACCCGGUGGAGGGUUACGUCUACUGGACGGACGACGACGUGAAGGCCAUCCGCCGCUCGCUGCUGGACGGCGCCGACGCCCAGUUUUUGGUCACGUCCCAGGUCAACCACCCGGACGGCAUCGCCGUGGACUGGAUUGCCCGGAACCUGUACUGGACCGACACCGGCACGGACCGCAUCGAGGUGACCCGGCUCAACGGGACCAUGAGGAAGAUCCUGAUCUCCGAAGACUUGGACGAGCCCAGGGCCAUCGUGCUGGACCCCGUGGCCGGCUACAUGUACUGGACCGACUGGGGGGAGGUGCCUAAGAUCGAGCGGGCCGACCUGGACGGGACGGAGCGCCUGGUGAUGGUCAACACGUCUCUGGGUUGGCCCAACGGACUCGCCCUCGACUACGAGGAACGCAAGCUGUACUGGGGGGACGCCAAGACGGACAAGAUCGAGGUGAUGGACAUGGACGGGACAGGCCGGCGGGUGCUGGUGGAGGACAUGCUUCCCCACAUCUUUGGCUUCAGUCUGCUGGGAGACUUCAUCUACUGGACGGACUGGCAGCGCCGCAGCAUCGAGCGCGUCCACAAGCGCACGGCCGAGAGGGAGGUCAUCAUCGACCAGCUGCCCGACCUCAUGGGCCUCAAGGCCACCCACGUGCACAAGUCCUCCGGUACCAACCCGUGUGCAGAGAGCAACGGCGGCUGCAGCCACCUGUGCCUGUACAAGCCGCGUGGCGUGCAGUGCGGCUGCCCCAUCGGCCUGGAGCUCAUCGCCGACCUGCACACCUGCAUCGUGCCCGAGGCCUUCCUGCUCUUCUCCCGCCACACCGACAUCCGCCGCAUCUCCCUGGAGACCAACAACAACAACGUGGCCAUCCCGCUCACCGGCGUCAAGGAGGCCUCGGCGCUGGACUUCGACGUCACCGACAACCGGAUCUACUGGACCGACAUCACCCUGAAGACCAUCAGCCGCGCCUUCAUGAACGGCAGCGCCCUGGAGCACGUGGUGGAGUUCGGCCUGGACUACCCGGAGGGGAUGGCGGUGGACUGGCUGGGGAAGAACCUGUACUGGGCCGACACCGGCACCAACCGCAUCGAGGUGGCCAAGCUGGACGGGCAGCACCGGCAGGUCCUGGUCUGGAAGGAUCUGGACAGUCCGCGAGCGCUGGCUCUGGACCCGGCUGAGGGGUACAUGUACUGGACCGAGUGGGGGGGGAAGCCCAAGAUCGACCGGGCCUCCAUGGACGGGACGGGCCGCAUCACCCUGGUGGCCGACGUGGGCCGGGCCAACGGGCUCACCAUCGACUACGCCGAGCGGCGCCUCUACUGGACCGACCUGGACACCACGCUCAUUGAGUCCUCCAACAUGCUGGGUCAGGACCGCGAGGUCAUAGCCGACGACCUGCCCCACCCCUUCGGCCUCACCCAGUACCAGGACUACAUCUACUGGACGGACUGGAGCCAGCGCAGCAUCGAGCGCGCCAACAAGACCAGCGGGCAGAACCGCACCGUGAUCCAGGGCCACCUGGACUACGUCAUGGACAUCCUGGUGUUCCACUCGUCCCGGCAGGGGGGCUGGAACGCCUGCGCCGCCACCAACGGCCACUGCUCCCACCUGUGCCUCGCCGUCCCCGUGGGCAGCUUCGUCUGCGGAUGCCCCGCCCACUUCUCCCUCAACCACGACAACAAGACGUGCAGCGCUCCCACCUCCUUCCUGCUGUUCAGCCAGAAGCUGGCCAUCAACCGCAUGGUGAUGGACGAGCAGCAGAGUCCAGACAUCAUCCUGCCCAUCCACAGCCUGAGGAACGUCAGGGCCAUCGACUACGACCCGCUGGACAAACACCUGUACUGGAUCGACUCCAAGCAGGGCGUCAUCCGCCGGGCCCAGGAGGACGGCAACCAGAGCAGCACGGUGGUGUCCAGCGGCGCCUCGGGGCCCGGCCCGGGCCUCCAGCUGUACGACCUGAGCAUCGACAUCUACAGCCGCUUCAUCUACUGGACCAGCGAGGUCACCAACGUCAUCAACGUGACCCGGACCGACGGGGGCCGGGUCGGCGUGGUGCUGAGAGGGGAGCAGGACAAGCCCAGGGCCAUCGUGGUCAACCCCGAGAGAGGGUACAUGUACUUCACCAACCUGCUGGAGCGCUCCCCCAAGAUCGAGCGGGCGUCUCUGGACGGGACGGAGCGAGAGGUGCUGUUCUUCAGCGGCCUGGGGAAGCCUGUGGCGCUGGCCGUGGACAACGAGGUGGGGAAGCUCUUCUGGGUCGACUCGGACCUUCGGCGCAUCGAGAGCAGCGACCUCUCCGGAGCCAAUCGCAUCGUCAUCGCCGACUCCAACAUCCUGCAGCCGGUGGGCCUCACGGUGUUCGGGGAGCAUCUUUAUUGGAUCGACAAGCAGCAGCAGAUGAUCGAACGCAUCGACAAGACCACCAGGGGGGGCCGCACCAAGAUCCAGGCCCGCAUCGCCUCCCUCAGCGACAUCCACGCCGUGCACGAGCUGGACAUGAGGGAGUACGGUAAACAUCCGUGCACGUGGGACAACGGCGGCUGCUCCCACAUCUGCAUCGUGAAGGGAGACGGGACCACCCGCUGCUCGUGUCCCGUCCACCUGGUGCUGCUGCAGAACGAGCUGUCCUGUGGAGAGCCGCCCACCUGCUCCCCGCAGCAGUUCUCCUGCACCUCCGGCGAGGUGGACUGCAUCCCGCAGGCCUGGAGGUGCGACGGCUUCCCCGAGUGCGACGACGGCAGCGACGAGGACGACUGUCCCGUCUGCUCCGAGGACGAGUUCCGCUGCGACAGCCGUCAGUGCGUCGACCUCCGCCUGCGCUGCAACGGGGAGGUCAACUGCCAGGACCGGUCCGACGAGAGCAAGUGUGAAGUGCGCUGUCCUCUGGACCGGUUCUCCUGCUCCAACGGUCAGUGCAUCGGGAAGCACAAGAAGUGCGACCACAACACGGACUGCACCGACAACUCCGACGAGAUCGGCUGCUACCCCACCGAGGAGCCCCCCCCUCCCUCCAACAACACCAUCGGCUCCAUCGUGGGGGUGGUCAUGGCGCUGUUCGUGGUGGGCGCCGUGUACUUUGCGUGUCAGCGCGUCCUCUGUCCUCAGAUGAAGGACGACGGCGAGACGGUGACCAACGACUUCGUGGUGCAUGGCCCGUCCUCGGUGCCGCUGGGCUACGUGCCGCACCCCGCCUCGCUGUCCAGCUCGCUGCCAGGGAUGUCCCGAGGGAAGUCCGUGAUUGGCUCCCUCAGCAUCGUGGGCGGGAGCAGCGGGCCGCCCUACGACCGCGCCCACGUGACCGGAGCCUCGUCCAGCAGCUCGUCCAGCACCAAGGGCGCCUACUUCCCCCCGAUCCUGAAUCCUCCUCCGUCUCCUGCUACGGUUCGGUCUCAGUACACCGUGGAGUUCGGUUACUCCUCCAACAGCCCGUCCACGCACCGCUCCUACAGCUACCGGCCCUACACCUACCGUCACUUCGCCCCCCCCACCACCCCCUGCAGCACGGACGUGUGCGACAGCGACUACACUCCGGGUCGCCGCGCGCCGCUGAGGUCGGCCGGCGUUGCCAAGGGUUACGCCAGUGACCUGAACUACGACUCUGAGCCGUUGCCCCCCCCGCCGACCCCCCGCAGCCAGUACCUGUCGGCUGAGGAGAACUGUGAGAGCUGCCCCCCGUCGCCCUACACCGAGCGCAGCUACUCGCACCACCUGUACCCGCCCCCCCCCUCGCCCUGCACCGACUCCUCGUGAGCCCCCCCCUCACUGUAAAUAGCUACCGUGAGCCCCCCCCUCACUGUAAAUAGCUGCUGUGCACAUGAGGUUCCGAGCGGCACAGAGGAAACCAACAGGAGGACAUUUGUACAUUGAAGAGAGAAGCAUAUUUAUAUAUUUGUACUUAUAUGUGUUUACUGAUCACAUAGAGGUUUGUAUUGAGACAUUUGUACAGUUUUUAACAAAAGGUUUUAUCAAAAUCAUCACAGCUCUAAGUUGCCUUAAACCGGGAGAAGAGGCUGAAGGACUAGAAGCCCACGGCGGGACGUCUUAACUUAUCUGAUGCCAAAUAUCAACCAUCAGGAGGAGGGGGGGGAGGAGGCCCGGUGGUGUGUGUAGUUACCAUGUCAACUGGAGAAAAGGCCCAUGUGACCUCGCGGUACUUGGAUUUACAUUUGACCUCCUCAGUGUCUGAUGUGAGUCAUGUGAUCAGUCAUGAAGCAAUAAGACAUAUUUAUUAACCAAUCAGCUGCAGGGGGCCCUGAGGUCUCAUCAGAGUCCACGGCGUCUCAGGGGUCUUCUUUUGGUUCUUUUAGUUUGUUUUGCUCUUGUCCCUCCUGGGCCUCCGUCCUCCGACACUAAAGCCCCCCCCCAACGGUCACGUGUCACAUGACCCUCCGGGACUAAAGAAGCCAAAUCGUUGCUUUCCCUCCCUGGUGACCUUGAUGACCUUGUCCCUUUAGACGGAGGCCCACAGGAUGCUUUAUAUAGUAUUUUUGUACCACAUAUUGUGUAGAUAUCGUAUUUAUAAGCACAUUGUUGUAAACUCACAUCGACUCUCGCAGUACUUUUCAUUCCGUCUGUUUUAUAUCGACUCGUUAUAUUUUUCUACAAACGUUGGCCGAGGGGAGGCAGAUGUUGGGACCACGUGUGAGACAGGAAGUCAAAUAUCAGCUGAUUUUGUGUUUUUUGGUUAAUCGGCUGACGUGUUUUUGCUUCUAGAAAAGACAGAAUCUAUUUUUUAAAGACAACUUAGUUUGGUGAAAAUGUAAAAACACCAGCGUGAAUCCGACAAUCUGCACAUUGUGUCACUUCAUGGAGACGUCUGCUGUCCCAGAGACACUUUGCUCUCUUAAAAUACUUUCAUUUUAGGGCUUUUUUAGAAUGUAUUCAAUUGAAAUAUGUAAUUUAUAAAUUACAAAUCUGUCUUUCUGAAUAAAGAGCUGUUAAAGGUUCUGAAUCUAAAACCCGAGGGACGACACAUAAGAACAAAGUCUUUCUGCAAUAAACAGCUUGUUCAGAGACGUUGUUUAAACACCAGCGUCUUUAUUCUUUAUUCCAAGUGUUGAAAUGAUUUUCAAUCUAAAAAAAGAAAAUGUUUGAAACCAACAAAAUCCUAAAGAUGUUUUUGUCUUUUUAACUGUUCAUAAGAGAAUGAAUCCAAGUUAUUGAUUUGAUUUGUUUGUGGGAAAGUUGAUCAGAAGGAUUUUGUUCCUCAAGUUAAAAUAAAAACCUGUCUCUCUUUAUGACGUUUUUUUACUCGUUAAACAGAUUUUUUUCAGGCUGGAACCAGAAAAGUCUCUUUAAUCUGGACUGUAAAUGGAAGCAGAGACUCAGCGUCCUCGCGGGGACAGACGAGGACACGUGGACCUUCACUGGUUAUAAGAUGUGGAACCACAACUGCACUUUAUGGGACUAACCUUCAAGUAAAGUUUUUAAUUUGUUCAGAACCAAAUAAAUUGUCUCCUUCCUUUUUACAACAUCUUCAACAGGAAGUCAGAGAAGAAGAAAACUUCCAUGAAUCUGUUCAACAUGAAAGGAAUCCACAUUAUUUCAAUUCAAAAGCUUGAAUUCUUUUUUAAAGGUACUAAUUUACAUUUAAAACCAAUAAAACUCCAGAUUUAAGUUUCA